Molecule: messenger RNA, 906 nt
Organism: Dichotomopilus funicola
Lineage: Eukaryota; Fungi; Ascomycota; Sordariomycetes; Sordariales; Chaetomiaceae
Product: glycoside hydrolase
Exons: 5
Coding region: 1-906 (301 amino acids)
Biological process (GO): carbohydrate metabolic process
Cellular component (GO): extracellular region
Molecular function (GO): cellulose binding
Source: RefSeq, a predicted model, not a curated record
AUGAAGGGCCUCCUGACCGCCGCGGCCCUCUCGCUCGCCGUCAGCGAUGUGUCGGCCCACUACAUCUUCGAGCAGCUGACCACGGGCGGCUCGAAGCACGCUGUGUACCAGUACAUCCGCAAGAACUCCAACUACAACUCGCCCGUGACCGACCUGACCUCCAACGACCUCCGCUGCAACGUGGGCGCGUCCGGGUCCGGCACCGACACCGUUACUGUGCAGGCCGGCUCGUCGUUUACUUUUACCUCCGACACGCCUGUGUACCACCAGGGGCCGACCUCCAUCUACCUCUCCAAGGCCCCCGGCUCCGCCUCCGACUACGACGGCAGCGGCGGCUGGUUCAAGAUCAAGGACUGGGGUGCCGACUUUAGCAGCGGCCAGGCCACCUGGAACCUCGGCAGCGACUACACCGCCACAAUCCCCAGCUGCAUCCCCGCCGGCGAUUACCUCCUCCGCAUCCAACAACUCGGCAUCCACAACCCCUGGCCAGCAGGCAUCCCGCAAUUCUACGUCGAAUGCGCCCAAAUCACCGUCACUGGCGGUGGCAGCGCCAACCCGGCGACUGUUUCCAUCCCCGGUGCCUUCAAGGAGACUGAUCCUGGGUAUACCGUUAACAUCUACACAAACUUCCACAACUACACCGUCCCCGGACCCUCCGUCUUCACCUGCUCAGGCAACGACAACGGCAACGGCGGCAACCCUCCCGCGACCACCACCUCGGUGAAGCCCCCGGCCUCGACCAGCACCAAGCCGCCUGCGUCGACGUCGUCGGCGCCGAGCGGUGGGAAUGGAUGCACUGUUGCUCAGUGGGCCCAAUGCGGCGGCAAGGACUACACCGGCUGCACGGUCUGCGCCAGCGGGUCGACCUGCAAGGUGACCAACGACUACUACAGCCAGUGCGUGUAA